CCACGUUUCCCCCGCCGACAUUUCGAGGUAUUUAUACCGCUCCGCCUCCGGAGACGAACAGCGAGACAGAGAGAGAGAGAGAGAUGGGAGGAGGAGGAAGAAGGCUCAGAGACGCAGAGGCGGAGCUGAACUUGCCGCCGGGAUUCCGCUUCCACCCCACCGACGAAGAGCUUCUGGUCCACUACCUCUGCCGGCGAGCUUCUCAUCAGCCGCUCCCCGUUCCGAUCAUCGCCGAGCUCGAUUUGUACAAAUAUAACCCUUGGGACUUGCCUGAUAAGGCGUUGUUCGGGACGAGGGAAUGGUACUUCUUCACGCCGCGUGAUCGGAAGUACCCCAACGGAUCUCGGCCGAACCGCGCCGCCGGGCGAGGGUACUGGAAGGCCACGGGGGCAAAAAAGCCGGUGACGCCGGCGGGGAAUUCGCGGCCGAUUGGGAUCAAGAAAGCUCUGGUUUUCUACGACGGGAAGCCGCCGAAGGGGGCGAAGACAGAUUGGAUCAUGCAUGAGUAUCGCCUGGUUGAUGCCAAUCGCAGUGCGAGGAGAAAUGGGAGCUUGAGGUUGGAUGAUUGGGUUCUGUGCCGACUGUACAAUAAGAAGAAAGGAUGGGAAAAGAGGCCGAAGGAGGAGAUGGAUUUGAUGGAGGAGAGUUUCAGGACGCCGGAGUCUGACAUCGAGUUGCCAGAUUUUGAUAAUUUCGGGCAGGAAAGAAUGGAUAUGAAUCCGAGUUCAGGUGCAGCGCAGAUUCCGGCGGCGGCGCCGAUGCCGGCGCCGGUAAUCAAGGAGGAAUACGAUUGGUAUUCGGAUUUGAAUCUUGAAGAUUUGCAGAAUUCUUUUGGGCCUUUUGCAUCGACGGCUCCGGCGGCGUUCAAUGUUUCGACCCAGGAUUGCUAUGUUUUGAGCUUAGUUUCUCCCAAGUCGGUGGCCGCGAAUGUACCCUCCUUUUGAAGAGAUUGAUCAGAAUUUGAUGCCGGCCGCCGCAGGCCGGAAGAGGGGAGAGGAAUUGACAUCUACGUGCGGCAUUCACACGUACAGACAGUGGUAUUUGGAUGAUGUUGAGAUGAUAUUGCACCUCAAUAUGUCACUCUAACAUCAAACUUUUAUGUAAAUAUUUCUCUCCCUGAUCUAUGAAUAUAAAAUCAAUUGCAUACAUACCACCCAAAACUUGACAUUCACAAAUCAACCAGCCUCUUUAAAACAUUUUUUAAAUUUAAA
Phalaenopsis equestris is the source of this 1211-nucleotide messenger RNA. RefSeq names its product NAC domain-containing protein 68-like. Lineage: Eukaryota; Viridiplantae; Streptophyta; Magnoliopsida; Asparagales; Orchidaceae. Gene Ontology annotation, molecular function: DNA binding. The record is from RefSeq and is a predicted model, not a curated record. Gene Ontology annotation, biological process: regulation of DNA-templated transcription.